ACCAAAUUAUAACUCAUCAUCAUUCAUCGCUACUCUUUCUUCUUAUCCUCUGUUCCUAUUCCUUCUGCUUCAUUCCCGUCGUCGAUUCUGGCACUCAGCCGGCGUAUCCGUCCGUCAAAUGCCGACGGCAUGGAUCAGGUCCCUGCACUGCAAGACUAACACCGUCGACGACGUUCUCUACCCUUCGCGCUCCUCCUAUUCCGACAAGAAGUCGCUGCUCUCCUCUGUCUCAUGCGUCAGCUCCUCUCACGCUGUCCACGACGCCUACACUCCCAAGAAGCCGAAACCCAAGCCCAAGCCCAGCCCGGCACAGCCUCUCCCCUCGACGGCUCCGGCAAUCCUGCUCCCCGCCCGCUUCCCUUCCCUCUCGGAGCUCCCCCCGGGCCACUCCUCCCGUCGGGUGGUCGAGAUCAUCUUCACCUCCAGCUGGUCCCCCGACGCGGCGUUCCCCGGCGAGAUCGAGAUGCUGUUCCGCGUCCGCAACCCGGCCCGCACCGUCGCCCGCUUCGAGGAGCACCGCGCCGCCGUGCGCGCCCGCUCCGGCCCCGGAGACUCGCGCUGCGCGGCCGACGGGAACGAGAUGAUGCGCUUCCGCUGCGGCGCGGUCGUCGGCGACGCCGCCGGCGUCGCGUGGCCUGCAGAGCGUGUGCGCACCUUCUCCGGGAGCGGCGGCGCGCAUGCGAGCGGCGGCGGCGGCGGGGCCGGCCGGCGGCGCGCGAUGCUGGUCUGCCGGGUCAUCGUGGGCCGGGUCAGGAUCGAGUCGUCGUCGGACGCCGCCGACUCGGUGAGUCUGGGGAACGGCGAACUCGUCGUGUUCGACCCCCGCGCUGUGCUCCCCUGCUUCCUCAUCAUCUACAAGCUCUGAGCCUAAAUCCAAUCAUUGCUUAAUGUCCUCCCAUUUUUUCCCACACACAACAAUCCAUCUGAUCUCUUUGACUCAACCGCUGUAAAAAUUUUAACCUUGUUUUUUUCCCCCUUUUGUUGUUUAUAGCAUUCUUGAUUUCAGCAGUCUCGUGUUGCAAGAUGUUCGUGUCGUGUAGUUUCGAUUUUCGAUACAUAAUUUUCAUUUUUUUUUUUUGUUGA
This is a messenger RNA of Zingiber officinale, 1083 nucleotides long. RefSeq lists its product as uncharacterized. Bases 119 to 865 code for a protein of 248 amino acids. NCBI's taxonomy places the organism in Eukaryota, Viridiplantae, Streptophyta, Magnoliopsida, Zingiberales, Zingiberaceae. The transcript has a single exon. The record is from RefSeq and is a predicted model, not a curated record.